Messenger RNA from Meleagris gallopavo (turkey), 2023 nucleotides. The record is from RefSeq and is a predicted model, not a curated record. NCBI's taxonomy places the organism in Eukaryota, Metazoa, Chordata, Aves, Galliformes, Phasianidae.
CAACCCAGGCGAGCUCAGGUGCAUGCAAUCUGAGUGAUUGGAAAAGCUGGAGCCAAGAUCCACCCCUUCCCAGACUCAUUUAAGGGCUGGCAGCGGAGGCAAGGGGAUCUUGCUAGAGAUCUCUGCAAACCUGAGGCCUUCCAAGGACUACAGCUAGGAUACAACGAACAGUUUCUGCGUGUUCCUUGCCUUUGAGCUUGCUGAUUAGAACAUAGAACAUAUGCUGGGUUUUCUCAACAUCAUGGAGUUCAGGCUUCUACCUGGAGGUUCUACAUACUGAGAGAAAGCUGUAAGAAGAAUGGAUAGAACAAGUCGCCUGAUUUCUGAAUAUAAUUUGAAAGAUGUGAAAUGUCAGCUACUGAGCAGUUUCUAUAUGGCUAGACUGGAUAACUGCUUUAAUUAGAGCCUGCCUGAUGUUGAUGUAUGGAAAUGAUUUACCUGUGUAACUGAGAACAUGACUCAAGGAAGUGUUUAACGCUGCUGAAGUCUUUCAAAUCAGAGGAGCAGCCCUGCCCAGCACUCAGCACGUGGCGGAGAAGUUCUGGUGUGAUAUAGAGAAUGGAGCAGCUGGCGGGCAGAAGGAAGCUGAGGAAGCGCUUGUGCGUGGGCUUCAGCUAUCAAGGGUUUUUCAUGUAAUUCAAGCCCAUCACUUAGCUCUGGAGUUAAUUUCAAGAUCCAGUGACACACCUCUGUAAUCUUCAACUCAGACUGAUGACAGAAAUUCCAGAUGACUGCUGCUCCAGUACUGUUAAGCUAUGAGGAAGAUGAAAGGAAGAAAGAGGGGAUGUUUCUUACCUUUAACCUUUAUCCUGCUGUUUGUCUGUAUCACUGGGCAUGCAGCUGAUGACUCUGAUGAUGGGGAAGAAGAGGAUGUUCUGGGUGUUCCUUUGCCACCACUGAAACUGGGGCAUUCAGACUGUGCCCUGAAAGCAGAUGAAGGUCCUUGCAAAGCAAUCCACAUGCGCUUUUACUUCAACAUUCAAAGCCGUGAGUGUGAAAUAUUUGAAUAUGGUGGAUGCCACGGCAACGCAAACAACUUUCUAACUUUGGAAGAAUGUCAGAACAAAUGUGUGGUAACAGAAUUGCCUCUGGAGGUGAUGCUAGCAAAAAUUAAGAGAGAAAAGCCCAACUUCUGUUAUCAUGAGAAAGACCCUGGAAUUUGCCGAGGCUUUUUUUCCAGGUAUUUCUAUAACAAAGAGACAAAAAUAUGUGAAAUAUUCAAGUAUGGUGGGUGCCUAGGAAACCAGAACAACUUUAGGAGUUUGGAAGAAUGCCAGACUACCUGCCAAGGCAACCCAAACUUACUGUCAGUUGUUCCAGAUGAGGAACAUCCUGACCGUAUGAACAGUAGCUCCCGAGAGGAAGGACACAAUCAGUUUCCUGGGAUUUUUGUAAAUUUGUUGCCAACUGUUCCAAAUGAGGAAGAGUCCCAUAUUGUGAACAGUAGUCACCCAGAGGAAGUGCGCAAGCGGUUUCCCAGUUCUUUUGAACCACCUCCUAUCCCUUCUUUGUGCAUGACUCCUAUGGAUAGAGGACUUUGUAGAGCUAAAGAGACAAGGUUUUUCUUCAACUACUCAACUGGAAGAUGUCGUCCAUUUACCUACAGUGGUUGUGGUGGGAAUGAAAAUAAUUUCACCUCCAGGAAGUCAUGUUUAAGAAUCUGCAGGAAAGGUAUGGGAACUGAUAUUGCCACAGGCUGUCAUAAAAGGCAAGUAUUAUGCAUGCUAUAGGCUUGAAAUAUUCUUGCAAUUCUUAGUAGUAAGUAUUGGCCUGAUAGAAUGUAGUAGCUGAAAGUACUGGCAAAGUGCAACUGGUAAUCAGAAGAGAGAGCUAGAGAGAGAAGGAUGGACACUAAAAUACUGUGUACAGAACCGGCUGCUUAACAUUGGUCAGGCAUAUGAAGACUUUAGGUAAGACUGAAUGUUCCCUUUUUUUUUCUCAAGUAUAUUUCUUGAAAACAAGACUUGUCUCAUUUUGGAUAAUUGUGAAUGUUAGUCAUGCUGUCUUAACUCUGUCAUUUUAC